This is a messenger RNA of Pseudopodoces humilis (Tibetan ground-tit), 3912 nucleotides long. It is a transcript of the gene POP1, whose product is annotated as POP1 ribonuclease P/MRP subunit. Gene Ontology annotation, biological process: tRNA 5'-leader removal. Gene Ontology annotation, cellular component: nucleolar ribonuclease P complex; ribonuclease MRP complex. The record is from RefSeq and is a predicted model, not a curated record. NCBI's taxonomy places the organism in Eukaryota, Metazoa, Chordata, Aves, Passeriformes, Paridae.
CCGCCCGCCGACCUCUCCCCUCCUCUGACCGCUACGGAGAGGCUCCGCAACCCCGCCGGAGAUGUCUGGGGCGCGGGAGAAGAAGCGAGCCAAGAAGAUGAGGAAUCAGCCGGCCAGCGUCACGCUGCCCGCAGAGCCGGGGCCCUUCGCCGGUGGCGGGAGCAGAGCCUGCCCGCCCCCAGGAGAUGUUCAUUCUGAGCAGCAGCAGAAAUUUUCAAAUCAGUCAUCUGGGCCUGCUUACAGGAAGGACCAGUAUUUUUCAAAGGGGCAAAGUAAAGGAGAGAGAGGCAGAGGAGCAUGGCAUGGAGGACACCAAAGUGUAUCUGAGGAAAUGCCGAAAUACAUAACAGUGUCUACCUUUGCUCAAGCUCGUGCUGCUGAGAUCAAUGCCAUGUUGAAAGCAGUUUCGCAGAAGUCUUCCAACUCUCUGGUUUUCCAGACCCUCCCCAGGCACAUGCGAAGGCGAGCAAUGAGUCACAAUGUUAAACGCCUACCCAGGCGGCUCCAAGAGAUGGCCAGGAAAGAGGCAGAGAAAGCUGUACAUCAGAAAAAAGAACAGUCAAAGACUAAAUGCCGCAAAGCUAGAAGACGACACAUAAAUUUGGUAGCAGAGUUUAAUCACAGGCAAAGAAAGAAUAUUUGGCUGGAAACCCAUAUUUGGCAUGCAAAGAGAUUUCAUAUGGUAAAGAAAUGGGGAUACUGUUUAGGAAACAGCCCUACAGAGAAGAGCUACAGGGCUUGUUACCGAGCCAUGACAAAGCACUGCCUUCUUCAGGACUUAUCAUAUUAUUGUUGCCUGGAGUUGAAGGGUAAAGAGAAUGAGCUUCUGAAGCAACUUGCUCGAAUAUGUAGCAUUGACACAGGAUUGACAUUUCAAGAGGCUUGUUGUCUGUCUGGAACAUUUGAGGGUUCCCUGAAUCUUUACAGAGCAGAUCGCUAUCCUGAGGAUAUGCUUGGUCCAGUUACAUUUAUUUGGAAACCCAGGGAUGGGUCUGAAAACAGACAGUUGUGGAUUUGGGUGCAUCCAGCUCUUAAGCAGGAUAUACUUAGGGAGUUAAAAGCAAUUUUUCAGUGUUCAGAGCCUGAAGAAAUCUGUAUUACUGAGCCUGUUACAACAUCAAUUCAAGAGGAAAAACAAGUGGAAGUUGUUACAAGCCUUGGCAAUAAAAGAAAGAAGGAGGAUAAAGAAGGAGAAAAAGCUGUGCCAGUGAAAAAAAUAAUUGGUGAUGGCACUAGAGAUCCAUUCCAGUCCUACUCUUGGAUCGCACGGACUACUGGCAUUGCAAUCAGUGACAGAAGCAUGGAGAUUCUCAGAUACCGGCUGAUCGGCCCAUUAUCACACUCCGUCCUUACAGAGACCCUGAAAGCAGCUUCUGUCCAAACAGAGAUGGCAGAUUCAGAGACAGAACUGAAUAACUGGUGGGUAGAAAACUGCAAGGACUCUGAAAAAGUAUCUCUUCAUCAAUGUCAGAGUGGUAUCUUUGAGCUAUUGGAAGGGAUGAGCUCACCAUCAGAUAUGCCACCAGGUACAAUACUUGGCCUCACUGUUGGAGAUCCUCGAGUCAAUUUGCCAAAAAAGAAGACAAAAGCCAUGCCAGACUUUGAAAAAUACCGAGAUAAUGAUAAAGUUAGGCAGCUGUACCUGAAGGGUGUACCUGCAGACUGUGCUCACAGCUUUAUCUGGGACCAUGACAUCUGUAAGAACGUCACUGAAAAUAAAAUCUCAGAGCAGGAUUUAAACCAUAUGAGAGCUCAGUUACUGGUACCUGGAUCACACCUUGAUUUGGGUCCUUGUGAAUCUAAGAUUCCCAUACUGUUGGUGCAGCAGCCAGGAAAAAUAGCUGGAGAAGAUCGACCAGGAUGGGGGAGUGGCUGGGACAUCUAUCUCCCAAAGGGCUGGGGCAUGGCUUUCUGGAUUCCUUUUAUAUAUCGAGGUGUACGAGUCGGUGGCUUGCAAGAGGCAUUAAAGCAUUCUGAAUACCAAAGAACGCCUCACACUCCAAAUGAUUUCCCAGACUGCCAGGCAGGAAUGCAGUUUGCUAAAGAACUGGAAACCAGUCUUCUUGAAAAAUUCAAACGACGUCCACCUGCAAAAAGGGCAAAUUAUGUCAAGCUGGGCACUCUGUCUCCUUUCAUCUGUCCUUGGGGGCAGCUGACCAAGAACUGGGAAGAAAGAAUGAAAGCUUCAGGAGGACUUUUAUGUCCUUCCUCCCCACGUACUUACUGCUGCACAACUGAAGGGCAGACCCUUUGUGACCCCAAAGCAGAAGCAGUCAGAAAAGCUUCCCCUAAGACUGGUGAGGAGGAGGAGACCAUGGAAAUAACAAGUUCUGAAAGUGCCCUAAAGACAGAGGAUGUUACAAGCACCCAAGAUUUUGGUGAGAGAGAUGAAACUAAGACAAGUGACUUUAUUGUUCUCAGGAGUGAGAAACUACUAAUGCAGUUAUCAGCCUGGUGUUACCCCACUGCUGGGAAAGAUCGGCGAAUCCGCCUUAUUUCUCGUCUGGGACAGAAGGAAAUGACUGAAGAUGUUUUUUUGCCAAUCUUGAUGAGCUACCCAAGGGCUCUUGUCUGGGUCAACUUGUCGCUCUUGAGAAAGGGGAACCCUGAAUUACAUGCCAUGAUUUGCAUCCCAACAGAAGAUGACUUGCUGCAUCUAAGCAAAGACAAGCUCUUCUGUGGUCCACAAGAGCCCAAACAUCGUGACAUAUUCAAGGACAAGGUACGGAAGCAAAAAGAGGAGAAGAGGAAGAAAAAGGACAACGUGAAGUCUCUAGAGAGUGACCCUGCAGGCAUUCCAGAUGAAGAGGCAACUGAGGACCAUGAAGAUCUCAUUCUUGGUCUUUGGUCAGAUGCUCUCCCAGAUGUUACUUCCCACUGCUCCAGGACUGUCUUGGGGUAUGUCACUCGAGGGGAUUUUUCAUUGGCUGCAGGCUGUGGAGAAGCACUGGGUUUUGUCAGCUUGACUGGGUUAAUUUAUAUGUUACACAACCAGCCAGCAGAUAAAAAAGGGCUUGUUUUGUUAAGGACUCCAGCAUCUUUACAGUACAGAUUUGCAAGACUUAAUAUUGAGGUGUAAACAUCAUUGCAGUGCAGUAGAAUGCCAAAAAUACCAAAGAAUUUUGUUUCGUAUUUUGUGGCCUUUCAGAUUUGUCUUAAAUUUGAGGUUAUUCUAAGCCCAAACAGCUCUAAGAUUAUGAAAUAAUUAAAAAGCAUUUUAGCAUUAUUCAAGAAAAUAACUAAUGCAUGAAGAGACUAGAAUUACUUUUGAUGUCUGCAUUGCUAAGGAUUUCUAACAGAUCAUUAUCAUGAUCUUCUUUAUCUCUAAGGAAGUGUAUUCUUCAUUUUUUCUCCUCAAAGCAGUGGAUGCUAUAACAAUGUACUGGAAAUCAUCAUCUUAAUUUUAGAAGUCUUUGCUCAGAUGGACUGUAAAUUUACAGUGGACUUUGACAUGUAACUGCAAGCAGUCUGAUCCAGUGUAUAUAGCAAGUGGGUUUCCUGAUUCCUUGUAUCUGAAUAUAUGUGGCUGCAGUGCAGCAGAAUUAUGUAGAGAAAGCUGAAUGCUUAAAUGAAAUACAAAUAAAAUACAGCUAUGUCAUUUUGAAUUAUAGCAGUUGGAAAGCAUAUCAGUCUGUCUCCCUAGUCUGAAACGUAAUAAACCUUUCAGAUGCAAAUUGCUAGUGGUGGGUCAGCACACAUUUUCUGUUAAUAAGAGGGGGUAUUUUUGUUCCUCAAAACAUGAAUUUAGUUUUGUAUGGAAUGUGCUAGAAUUGAAGGCUUCUUCAUGUUACAGUAUGAUUCAUGAAUAUUGUUCAAACAAUCAUAAAACUUGUAAAAUAUGCUGGGGGGUAAAGGGAGAAAGGUGUUUGAUUUGCCUGGGGUAGUGUGGAUAGGUUGUUUGUGUUUGGUAUU